AUGUCUUACCAACCACUUAACUGCCUGACUGAAAAGGGGGACAGUCCAAAUGAAGCCACAGAAAAUGGCCCCCCCAAUCUGCCUCACCCAAACCUGAACACGUUUACGCCAGAGGAGCUGCUACAGCAGAUGAAAGAGCUUCUGACUGAGAACCAUCAGCUGAAAGAAGCCAUGAAGCUAAAUAACCAAGCUAUGAAAGGGCGAUUUCAGGAGCUCUCAGCCUGGACAGAGAAACAGAAGGAGGAACGCCAUUUUUUUGAGAUCCAGAGCAAAGAAGCCAAAGAGCGUCUAAUGGCUCUGAGUCAGGAAAAUGAAAAAUUAAAGGAAGAACUUAGAAAACUAAAAGGGAAAGCAGAAAAGUCAUUAGAGGACCCCACUGGGGACCACAAGGUCCCCGAGGCAGAACAGGAAGUGGAACAGCUGAAGACCCAAGUGGCACGACUUCAAGCUGAAAAGGCCGAUCUGCUGGGCAUUGUGUCUGAAUUACAAGUCAGGCUGAGCUCCGGAGGCCCCUCGGAAGACUCCUUUGUUGAAAUAAGGAUGGCUGAAGGAGAAGCACAUGUGGCAGUGAAAGAUAUCAAGACAAGAAUUGACUCCAUUGACACGAGCAGAUCUGCAGAAGGUGCCAGGAGUUGUUUGGAAUCUGAGGAAUUAACUGUGCGCCAGCUCCUGUUUUGCCUGAGGGAAGAGACCGAGAAUGUGGAAAGGCUUGAAAAGGCACUGAAAGAAGCCAAAGGAAGAAUUUCAGAUUUUGAAAAGAAAGCCAAUAAUCGUUCUGAGAUAGAGACUCAGACAGAGGAGAACACAGAAAAAGAGGAUGAAGAGGAGAAAGACACAGAAACUGUUGGAAGUGAAGUGGAAGCCUUGAACCUUCAGGUGACAAACCUGUUUAAGGAGCUUCAGGAGGCUCAUAUGAAACUCAGUGAAGCUGAGCUAAUGAAGAAGAGACUUCAAGAAAAAUGUCAGGCCCUUGAAAGGAAAAAUUCUGCAACCCCAUCAGAGCUGAAUGAAAAACAAGAGCUUGUUUAUAAUAACAAAAUGUUAGAGCUACAAGUGGAAAGCAUGCGAUCAGAAAUCAAAAUGGAGCAAGCAAAAACAGAAGAGGAAAAGUCCAAAUUAGCCACAUUGCAGCUGACAUACAACAAACUUCUUCAAGAAUUCAGUAAUGCAUUGAAAACAGUUGAAGAAUUAAAACGGAAAGAGUCAGAAAAAGUAGAUAAGGAGGUGCUGCAGGAGCUAAAUGAAAAGUUCGAACUGGCAGAGAAGGCGCUGGCUUCCAAGCAAUUGCAAAUGGAUGAGAUGAAGCAGACCAUCGCCAAGCAGGAGGAAGAUCUGGAAACCAUGACCGUUCUGAGGGCGCAGAUGGAGGUUUACUGCUCAGACUUUCAUGCUGAAAGAGCAGCAAGAGAGAAGAUGCAUGAAGAAAAGGAGCAACUGGCAUUGCAGCUGGCAAUUUUGCUCAAAGACAGUAGUGAUGUUUUUGAAGAUGGAGGCAGUAGGCAGUCCUUGAUGGAAAUGCAGAGCCGUCAUGGAGCCAGAACCAGUGACCCUGACCAACAGGACUACCUCGUUCAAAGAGGAGCUGAUGAUCGGAACUGGCAGCAACAGCAGCAGCAAAAUAUACCAAUUCAUUCUUGCCCCAAAUGUGGAGAAGUCCUGCCUGACAUAGAUACAUUGCAAAUUCAUGUCAUGGACUGCAUCAUCUAA
Molecule: messenger RNA, 1707 nt
Organism: Pipistrellus nathusii (Nathusius's pipistrelle)
Lineage: Eukaryota; Metazoa; Chordata; Mammalia; Chiroptera; Vespertilionidae
Source: the annotation of a GenBank genome assembly